GCGGCGCGGGGCAGGCGGUUCGGUCAUGGUGGGUCGGCUCAGCCUGCGGGAGGUGCCCGACCUCCCGGACAUGAGGAAGCGGGGCGACGCGGGGCUCGACAGCCCCGACUCCGGGCUGCCCCCCAGCCCCGGGCCCGCUCCAUCGCCCUGGCUCCUCUCCUCGGGCAGCCCCGACCGCGCCGCGACCAACGGGCUGCCGGAGCCCGACCCGCCCGCGCCUGCCGCCGUGAACUCUGUGUUCUCCCCCAGCCCUGUUCUCUCCAGCUGCCCUCCAAGAUUGUGUCCUUUAUCAUUUGGCGAAGGAGUUGAGUUUGACCCUUUACCACCAAAGGAAAUAAGGUACACAUCCUCGGUUAAAUAUGACUCGGAGAAGCACUUCAUCGAUGACAUCUAUAUGCCAGUGGGCUUAAGCGUGUCCUCUUGCAGUCAGACAGUCAUCUGUGUCCCAAACUGCACAUGGCGCAAUUACAAAGUCGAGGUCCACUUUGAGCCCCGCAACAAGCCCCAGCGUUUCACCAGCACCACGAUCAUCUACCCGAAGCACGCCAAGACUGUGUACACCACCACGCUGGAUUACAACUGUCGUAAGACCACGCGGCGGUUCCUCUCCAGCAUAGAGCUGGAAACUUCAGAAUACCUUGGGAACGACUGCGUCCUGGAUGGUUGCUGACUGACAGCUGUCUCUCUUGAUCUGAUCCAUCUCGGUCCCAUCUAAUGUACUGUGCUAACUCCACUAGCUAAAGCGGGUACAGACCCUCUUUCUCAGCUCUUAAUUCCUGCUUUAAGCAUCAGAAUGGCCUGAACGCGGUUUUCUGUGGGAACAUAACUUAGUAAGGAACUUGUUUGUUCACCUUUAAAGUCAUGAGUUCCCUCCCCUUCCCCACAGUGCAGUAAUCAGAUGAAAAUAAUGGGAAGUAUUUUCCCAGAGAAAAUAUUGACAGGUAAGAAAGAAUGUGGAAUAGUACCUGGCAGGUGGAAAUCCAUUUGAUGUUUUGUGGUGAUGUGCAAAAAUAAGGGUGAUUUGCUCUCUUGUAGGGAAUCUACCAGGUUAUUUGGUUACAGAUAGCCAGAGCUGUCCUUCAUUUCAGUUCAGAUCAUGAGACUGUUUUCUCUAGAACCACCUCCUGGAAAUUGCUGGAAAAAACUAACACAGAAAAAUCUAGAAUUCUGCAGUUUAAAAUGUUAGCCUAUGGCAGUCAUGUCCAGUUGGAAGGUGUGAGUUGGAAAGAAAAGGAGUUCUGAGUAGAGCAGGAGAUAAACUGCUUUUGCAGCUCCAGUCAGCAAGGAAAGGAUCAGGUAAUUCAAGUGCUAUAGGGGAAUGGUGUAUCUUCUGUUCUUACAACAACUUCUGCAGCGCUGUAGUCCGUGUAACAUGCUGGCAUUUCUGUGCAUGUAGUAGGAGUUGUAAUGAAGAAUAUCAGGCCAAAGAUUAUCCCUGUAUUGUUGGAAAGUCGGGUCUUGACAAUAUAGUGGUGGAAAACCAGAGGUGCCUAGUUUUUACCAACAUUGUACUGUCUGUGCUGAGGGAGUUGUAACUAGGAGUUGGAAAAUGCAUGGUGUAUACAGGGAUCUAGAAUGGAGGAGAUGCUGGGAUCAGUGUGAGACGCUGUCAUGGUGAGGGUUGUGAAGAAUUAGAAGGUAGCAAAGGACAGGCAGAUUUUCAUUGCAUACUAAAAUCCACAGCUGUAGCUCUGCUUCCCCACUGAGCUUCUCAUUGCAAAGGUCCAUGUCCUCUCUGGACUUUGGUAUUCAGGAUGUUACUGGGAUGGGGCAGCAUCUGCCUGUCUGUAGGCUGCUGAAUAGCCCCUCCAGUCCCAAGUGCAUGAUGAGAUUGGGGACCAAAGGGAAUAACUUCAGAUACUAUGAAAGUCCAUCUGGAUAUUAUGUGCGUUAGUUUAUCAUGUGCUUUAAUGAAAAUAAAUUGGAGAGAUUUCUUACUUUACCCAGUUUGUUCUUCCUAUGUUACAGGGAGCAAUGUAGUGUGGAGAGCAUCUGCUUUUGAGAGCAUGGGCUAGUGUUGGCUAUGUUGGUGGCUAGUGUGGUGUAGCCGCUCGGAAACAGUUGGUAGACUUGAUCUGGCUAGACAAGGCUUUUCCAUGUAUUCCAAAGCUCCUCUGAGGUGUCGGUAACCUUGUGGUAUAAUAUCAUCAGCCCUGGACCUGCUUUUAAAGAGGACUUUGCUAAUGCAUAGCCCCAAGGGUGACUUUUGUCAGUGGUGAGUUUGAAACUCAGGAGCCUAUUCUUGAGCUGUAGUUAACGUGUUUGUGCAAGUGUGGUGAAUGGUGUGGAAGUGCACUUGAGUGGGAGCUGAAAUGAUUUGGGAGAUUAAAAUGCAGCAGGAAGGCAGGUUUGUGUGAUUUGGUUCUUUUGUAGUUUUGUUUUGCUUUUUUACUUAUUUAUUAGCUCAGAACAGAAUGUCCUUAAUCUUUGGUACAUGCCUCAGAAAACCAGAUCCUAGAACAAUCCCAGGGUGACAAAGGUUGCCAAAGUCAGGUAGGCCUUGCUCCAGAGUGGGUAAGAGCAGCACUGUCUUCUCACUAAACAUGUUGGGUUUGGACUCCAGUGUUUAGGAAAUGUGUCUUAAAUACCCGUGUUGCAGUUCUCCCCCAAACAUUGCCCCAGGAUGUACUUGCUGUGUAGCAGAAGGCACAACUCAAGCCCUAUGCGUGUGGGAUUUCAAAGGGACAGAACUCCUUUGGGAAAGCUAUUGCAGCAUUGCUCGCUUGGCAGUUCCAUGUACCUUGCUCCUGAAACAUCUGGUGCUGGCCACUGUUGGACACAGGAUGCUGGAAGAACACGGAUCCUGGAUUGCUCCGACAACGCUCUUCAAAUGAAUUCAUUUGCAAGAGAUCUAAGAGAGGAUUAUUUUAAGUUGUAAUCAUUAAUUGUCUCUAGUUAGAAAUGAACUGACCCUUACAUAUGGUUUUAGGAUAAAGCACCUGAUUUUUAUACAGCAAACAAACUUAAUUAUGUACCUCUUAAAAACAUUUUAAUUGGUAGAGAUACCUUUUAAAUUAUUUAUGUCCCAGCAUUUGCAAAGCUCUGAUUAGCUCCGUGCAAGUGUUCUGAUGUCUGUGACGUUUCCCACCCCUUCCUUCUAAUUUUCCAUUUGUCUUUUACUUUAUUGUUAAUAAAUGAUCUGAAAACCA
Messenger RNA from Pezoporus occidentalis (night parrot), 3149 nucleotides. It is a transcript of the gene RFLNB, whose product is annotated as refilin B. Gene Ontology annotation, biological process: negative regulation of chondrocyte development; negative regulation of bone mineralization involved in bone maturation; actin filament bundle organization. The transcript has 3 exons. Gene Ontology annotation, cellular component: actin filament bundle. Lineage: Eukaryota; Metazoa; Chordata; Aves; Psittaciformes; Psittacidae. Bases 26 to 670 code for a protein of 214 amino acids. Gene Ontology annotation, molecular function: filamin binding. The record is from RefSeq and is a predicted model, not a curated record.